AUGCCGCCGCCGCCCUGCCCCGCCGGCGCGGGCGUGCACGCGUCCUGGACGCCGCGGGCGCUGGCCGGCGCCUUCCUCGACCUCGCCAUCGUCUACGCCUUCCUCUGCGCCGCGGCGGCCGCCUCCGCGGACGACGAAGAGGAGGAGCUCGUCGACGCGCAGGAGGACGACGUCAGGGAUCUGAACCGCGAAGCGGACCAGCAGCGCCGGGACGUACGGUCCGCGCUGCAGCAGGAGCUGGACAAGGAGCGGAGCGCGGCGGCGUCGGCGGCGGAGGAGGCCAUGGCCAUGAUCCUGCGCCUGCAGAAGGACAAGUCCGCGCUCGAGAUCGAGGCGCGCCAGCAGCGCCGCACCGCCGACGAGCGCUGCGCCUUCUACGAGGACGAGGUGGAGGAGCUCAGGGACAUCCUGCUCAUGCGGGAGCGCGAGGCGCGAUCGCUCCAGAAGGAGGUCGAGUCAUACCGCCGCCUGCUCGGCCUCUCCGUCGACGGCGACGACGACGACGGCGACGACGAAGAGGUGAUGAUGACGCCGCACAACUUCUUCUCCGAGGGCGACCCCAGCUCGUCCAGGUCCGCCGCCAACGAUUCCGGGUUUAGCACGGCGAGGAGGCCGUUCGUGCGCGAGGAAUUGCUGUCGCCCAUUCGCGUCACGCAUCCCCUCGGCGGGUACCAGGACAGUUUGCCUGUUCAGCCAGCUCCUCCUCCUCUGCUCGGAUCCAAAUUGGAAGAUGAUGGCGCGGACACUGUGGUCAUCCUCCCCCUCUCCGCCCGGAGCUUGGAUUUCCCCCAAUCUGCCCGAAGCCUGGAUCAAGGUGGUGAUGUUGAAGUUGAUGCUGCAGCUGGUAUCAAAGCUAUGGAAGCGCUGACUGCUGAUGAAUUUCAGGAGGCGCGUGUUGACAAGAUUUGCCAUGAUAUCGUGCCAACUGAGAAUGAUGCAAAUGUCUUCGAUGUCCAUGUUGUCGAUGAUAUUUGCUUCUCUACUGAAGUUAAAGGCCUGAUCGGCCGAAGCUUCUCAGACGCAGCAAUGCAAGCAGACAAGUUGCAGAACCGAGCUGCCGCAGAUGAUCUCUUGGGGAAAAGUCUGAAUGCGAUUAAAGGUGCACAAGACAAGAUAAGGCUUGCAGCAAAUGAAAGAAGGCAAUCGUUACAGUUGCAGCUCUUGGAGGAUAUAGCUGACCAACUUCAAGAAAUCAAAGAUGCUGCAGAUGCAGGGCGGAACUUGCACUGUAUUUCUCCUAAAAGUUCAAAAAAAAUCUAGGACAGGACAAUUUUGCAACAGCAACACCGGCGAUACUGUAAAUAUUUGUCUCUUUAACUCUUUUCGUUCCCUUCUGUUGUAUUGUUAAUGUUUGUUUGUUCUUUUCAAUAAAAUAUGUGGGUUGUUGAUGAUGUAAAUGUAGAGGUUGAUUCAUUUCUUGUGAAGUUGUAAUCAUCGGUUUGUUUUAAAUGGAUUGUAUGUCCUCUUGGAAUAUGAUUGUGUGCUUCGUGUGCAGAUAAAUUUAUUACC
Messenger RNA from Lolium rigidum, 1509 nucleotides. RefSeq lists its product as uncharacterized. NCBI's taxonomy places the organism in Eukaryota, Viridiplantae, Streptophyta, Magnoliopsida, Poales, Poaceae. The record is from RefSeq and is a predicted model, not a curated record. Bases 1 to 1260 code for a protein of 419 amino acids. The transcript is spliced from 4 exons.